AUGGAGAUAGUAAGAAACAAAUGGGGUAUUCUCCCCGCCGAGUCCACAGAAUCCUUCACAGGCCGCACCAUCCUGAUUACCGGCGCUACCUCUGGAUUAGGCUACGCAGCAGCAGUCAAGUUUGCAAAACUAGGAGCUUCAAAAAUUAUCAUCACAGCACGAGAUGAGACCAAAGGCGAGGCGGUCAAGACGCGACUUCUUGCAGAAGUCGGCGAAGCAAGUGAAUUUGAGGUCUGGACACUCGACAUGAACUCUUACGACAGCAUCACCCAAUUCACUCAACGGAUCGACAAAGAACUGGAACAUUUGGAUGUUGCAAUUCUGAAUGCUGGGGUGUUCAAUACGAGCUACGAAACCUCGGGAUAUGGAUGGGAAGAGGACUUGCAGGUCAACACGUUGUCUACGACGUUGCUCGGUAUCCUUCUCCUGCCAAAGUUGAAAAAGAGCAAGACGUACACAGGAAAGAUACCCAUACUGCAGUUUGUGAACUCGGGCGCACAUAAGACUGUGGAGAUACCCGUCGGGCUACGAACGCAAGAGCCUAGCAACAUUCUGUCUGAACUCAAUAAGCCGGAGUUGUACAAGGGCGCGAUGAAACAGUAUGCGUCUUCUAAACUUCUUCAACGAUAUGCAGCUAUCCAGUUAGCGAAGGCGAUACCGUCAAGCGAGGUUAUCAUCACGUGUGUGUGUCCGGGUAUGGUUGUUUCGGACAUCUCACGCCAUAUCCAGUUUCCGGGGGUCAAGAUUGUGACGGCGGUGGCGCAUGCGUUGCUGUUUCGGACAGCGGAUCAGGGUGCCAAUGUAUAUGUUAGUGGCGCGGCGCAGAAUCAAGAGUUACAUGGGAGGUUCUGGGCGAGCGAUGUGAUUGAGCCUGACACGCAGAGCAUUGUGGGAGAGGAGAAUGAAAAGGUUGCGAGGAAAGUAUGGAAUGAAAUUGUGGAGGAGCUGGGGAAGCAUGUGCCGGAUGUUAGGGAGUGUAUUUGA
Messenger RNA from Alternaria postmessia, 984 nucleotides. RefSeq lists its product as uncharacterized. The record is from RefSeq and is a predicted model, not a curated record. NCBI's taxonomy places the organism in Eukaryota, Fungi, Ascomycota, Dothideomycetes, Pleosporales, Pleosporaceae. The transcript has a single exon. The coding region runs from base 1 to 984 and encodes 327 amino acids.